GGCCAGUUGUUUCUGGAUCAUGGAAUGAACACUGUGAAUGAAGAUGUCAUUUCCAUUACCGAGGGAGUGCACCACCAAGUGUCGCUCAGAGGAGCAUGCAAGCGAACUCAUAACUACGGUGACAAGUAGGGCUGCUACAGUGGAUCAGCUAAAGGCAUAUUGUCUGCAACGCUGUGCAAAUUUUGCACAUGUCCGUGAUGAGCUUGGCCGGACUGUUCUGCACAUGGCGGCAGCAUGUGGUCAGACAGAGCUCGUGUCCUGGUUGCUAGAAGAUGCACACUGUGAUGUCCAGCUCAUGGAUUAUGAGUCCAGGUGGAAUGCCCUACACAAAGCACUGUUUUAUGGACAGUUGUCAGUGGCUAGGACUCUCAUUAUGCAUGGUGCAAGUCUGACCGCAUGUGCAGACUAUGAUGGAUUCAAUCCACUAGACAUUGUGGUAAAGGAUCGACGGAUACCAGACCAGUUUUCAUCUAGUGAUCCCGGUGAUCUUUAUACAUGGGGUGACAAUGCAAACUUCACACUAGGACAUAGUGAUGGAAAGAGCAAGCAUUAUCCGGAAAUGGUCGUUGAGUUUAAGAAACAUUCGCUAUCGAUCAAACAGGUGGUGAUGUGUGAGUUCCAUAGCGUGGUUCUGACUCACUGUGGCCGGGUGUACACAUGUGGUCAUGGACGUGGGGGUAGGCUCGGUCAUGAUGCCAUGACAUGUCUAAUGCCCAGACAGGUUGUGGGCAUGGACAAUGUCAUGUAUGUUGCCGCUGGGCUAAAUCACACGGUGAUGCUCACUGAUGCAGGAUCUGUUUGGACAUGUGGUUUAGCCACAGCUCACUCCUUGUCAACCACGAGUCCAAGAUCAGAGGAGGCUUCUUUCAGUCCCAAAAUGCUCGGUGCAAAAAUCAUGAAGACAUUGUGCAUCGUUGGGAUUUGUGCUGGACGGUUCCACACAGUGCUAUGGACUGCUGGCUCCGUAUUUACGUUUGGCGUCAAUGCUGGACAGUUAGGACACGCAAGGACAUCAGAACUGAUUAUAUCACAACCGCGACUUGUGGCGGCCCUUGACCACAAGGACAUCAUUCCAAAGCUGGUCUCCUGCUGCGAGGGUGCCACUGUCUGCGUGACAACGAAGGGCGAUGUUUACGUACUGCACGAGUACCAAACAAGAAAGAUUGCCUCCAAGCAUGUAGAUGCUGUGAGGGUAACAGCUUAUGGUGGGCAUCUAGAUUGUGGUGGCAAGAUCGAGGGCCUGAAUGAGAGGGGUGGCCAUGAGCUGAGAAUCCUACUGCUUUCUUCUACCAACAAGCUGUAUUCAUGGAGAGCCUCUGAUCCUAUAAUGCGGAGGGUUUUGUUCACAAGCUACCGAUCUGCUCUAUUCACUGAAGUUGCUCUGCAUAGACAUGGCGCCAUCAUGGCAACCAGUGAUGGCGAGGUGUUUCUAGCUACUUUUAAGAAGAGGGGUCCUACGGUGAAGGAAAAGGAAGUGGUGUCUAGCAAAGAGAAAUCUAGAGAGUGGGACACGUUCGUAUACCGUGGCAUGGCGGAGUUAUUGAACAUCGAGGACUGUGAGGUGGCACUACUGCAGCGUGUCAGCGGUGUGCAUAGAGCUACGGCUGUGUCGUGCGAUCCAAGCGGUCGCAAUUUCGCUGCUGUGCAGUCGGACCCAAACACCAGUAUGACGGAGGUUCCGUGCGUUGAAGCGAGUACGAUGUGGCAGAAUCUGAAGCAGCUAUAUGAUGAGACGGACAGCUUCGAUAACAUACAUGACGUCUGCAUCAAGGUGCUUCAAAGGUCAUUCUAUGCCCACGCAUACAUCUUGUCUUCGAGGAGCGAGUUUUUUCGCAAAGCGCUGGACUGUGGUUCUGAGCAGCCUGGCACACACCAUGUUGAGGUGGACGGCAUUCAUCCCGAUAUCUUCGCCGAGAUCCUAACGUAUAUGUAUACAGACACCUGCCAUCCGCUGCAGCCUGGCUCAAAGUUUCAACUGCAGCAUCUAGAGGGCGUCACUGGUAAUGUGCUAUCGAUGAGUGACACAGGACAGGAGCCCCACUGCGGCGAUUUUUUGGACCUGCACGGUCAAAAGGUGGAGCACUUGCCAAAAAAGGCCAAAAAAGGGCAAAGAGUACUCGCUGAUGGGGAUGGCCACCACAUCAAAGGGAAGGUUGAUUCGAACCCCAUCAUGCUACUGCAAGAAGCUGCGCGAAGGCUAGGCAUCUUCAACCUUGCUAAAAGGUUGGAAGGUGUGAAACAUAUCAGUGGUAGAGUUCAGUCAACGGGCAAGAUGGUCCAUUGCAAAGACUUCACGUUCUCACGGAACCAGUUUCCAGAGCUACACGAUGUCACAUUACAGGCACAAGAUGACAGUACUAUAUCUUGCCACAAGUGUGUCUUGGUUGCCAGGCUGGAGUACUUCCAUAGCAUGCUAACUUCAGGCUGGAUCGAGGCAUCCCAGGAGACACCGCUCAAGCUUCCUGUGGCCAGUAAGGUGCUGCAUUGCAUCGUCGACUACCUGUAUACAGACUCUGCAACUAGUCUGAUGGGCACAGAAGACACAGAGUUUGUGUGCAGUGUCCUCGUUGCUGCUGACCAGCUUCUAAUGGGGCGUUUAAGAUCGCUGGCUGAGAUAGCGCUGUCCCUGCAAGUGUCUCUGCGAAACGUCGGAGAGAUUCUGGAGUUGUCCUACGUGUACAAUGCACCACAGCUACAAUGCUACUGUCAGCAGUUCAUCUGCCUGAACCUGCCAUCAGUGCUGGAAGGCCGGACACUGGACGUCUGCAGCAAUGACGUCGUGGAUCGACUGACGGACCAUUACCGCCAGACGGUGCAAGCCAUGUCGCACCGAGUGAUCACACCAUUCUACAACACCCCAGAUUUCUCACAGCUAGACACGAGUUUUACACUGGUAACCCCUCUGGCCGAUAAUGGUAUGCCAAAUGACAGUGCGGCAUCACAGCGGGUGAAGCAGCGCAAGAAGUCGCGUGGUGCGAAGUCCCGGAGUGUAAGCGAAAGCAAAGAAACACUGGCUGGUGGUGACAGGCAGCGACUAGAGUCUGUGUGCUCUAUAGUGUCAGUUGAUGAGGAUUACAACGUAGAGGACCCUCUCUCCUCACCAAAUGAUAGUUUCCAUGAUGAUGAUCUUCCACAGAAGCAAGAAGAUAUUAGAUCUCUUGCAGGUGUUUUGAAUGACAGCGCUCAUGGUCAAGAGGUCAAAAAUCAGGAAUCACUACAACAGCCUCCCCCCGCUCAGGGAUAUUAUAGUCAACCAAGUAAAGACCCAUUGCCACAGUCACUCCACAUUCAGGGGUCCUAUAGCCAAUGGGGAGCAGUUUCUCCACAGUCUCCUCCUAGUUCUGGUAUAAUCAGCUUACGAGACAUCAUGGAUGAAGAGCAGCACCAGAUUGUGAAAGCAAAGAGGUUACCACGUAUUAAAAAGCCAUUUCAAAAAGUUCAGCUAAGCCCACAGAAUCAUAACCAUGGCAACCAAACAAACUGUAAUAGAGAGGAUGCAGCUGCAGUUAGCACUGGCAAUAUGCAGCAACCUUGGACUGGUGGUUUGACAAAAGUCGUUAGCUCCUUCAGGGAUCUGAUGUUAGAGGAGGAGAAGUGUAGUCAACCACUGACCCCUGCCAAACACCAUACUCGUUUGACGCAGAGGUCCACCCCUGGAAAGGCAGUGGAAAGGAAGAUAAGCUGGGACGUUACCACAAGCAACACCAGGCCAUCUGAUCCAGCAACUUCAAAUCCAUGGAGUGGGGCAGGAGAGUUACAGCAAGGCAGUAAGCCGGUCCCUGUAACAAGCUUCAAUGAAAUUGUUCUUGAUGAGAUAGAGAGUCAUGCAGAGCUGACGAAAAUUUCCAAAAAACCUCUAACUGCCAUUCAGGUCGAGGAGCAGGCUAUGCAAGAGUUGCUCCUUCAUUAUAAUUCCAUGCAUAGCUAUGAUGAGCUCAUUACUGUUGAACGAGUACAGCGUCGAAACAUUGCCCGUCCACUCUGGACCAAGCACCCAGUGACACACGGUGGUGCCAUCUAGUGUAUAUGUCUGGAAUCGUCGUGCAGGUGGCCAGUGUGAACACUAUCUCAUCUGAUUUGGGGUAAACGACGAGAUACUGGUGGUAAACUGGUAAAUAGAAUUACGAAUGGUAUAUAAGUUUGUGGCACUUUCAUAGCUCCUAUGGACCUCUCUCGUUAGUGCUCCUCAGUGCCAAGUAGAGGUACUUGAAUUGUAUUAUAUCUGCCUAAAUUGGAAGUAGCUGACCUGCUAAGGACUAGAUGCAGUGAAGCAAGCUGCUGAUAUAUGUAAUGCAGCAGACAUAGCUAUUUCACGUCUCUUCUCAUCUGCAGACAUAUAGCAGACUCCAUCCGAGAGUGGUGUGCAUGUGGGAUUUGGUGCUGUGUACAGAAUGUCAUGUCAGUAUUUUGUAUUCGAUGAAUUGGUUCAUAUUUAUUGAGAUUUAUUUUCAUCUGCUCAAUACACAUUUACAUAAAGGGAUUAACAUAUCACUGUGUACUAACUGUAGGUGUUUUAGAACAAAUCAUAUCGGUGUAAAAGCUUCAUUACUGUUUGCAUACGAAAAGUUAUUGGCUACACUGAUUCACUUAUUGAAUAUAAAUUCCUAAUGGCUUGAAUAGGAAUUUUCCAUUAUGUUAUCCUCAAAUUUUGUUUAGUACUUUUUAGUAUUAUAGAUCGCUAGAUAAAUCUUUAAAGCCGCACUAUGCGCAUCCAAACGUUAAUUUCUCCAGUACUAGACUAGCAAAUACUUCGUGU
Molecule: messenger RNA, 4756 nt
Organism: Priapulus caudatus
Lineage: Eukaryota; Metazoa; Priapulida; Priapulimorpha; Priapulimorphida; Priapulidae
Product: inhibitor of Bruton tyrosine kinase-like
Exons: 24
Coding region: 38-4021 (1327 amino acids)
Molecular function (GO): protein binding
Source: RefSeq, a predicted model, not a curated record